Suillus clintonianus is the source of this 1060-nucleotide messenger RNA. Its product is annotated as p21-C-terminal region-binding protein-domain-containing protein. Gene Ontology annotation, cellular component: nucleus. The transcript is spliced from 6 exons. The record is from RefSeq and is a predicted model, not a curated record. Lineage: Eukaryota; Fungi; Basidiomycota; Agaricomycetes; Boletales; Suillaceae. The coding region runs from base 44 to 916 and encodes 290 amino acids.
GUUUCGUCUGAUUGAUCGAUCAUCUGAUCCACUCCAUAUACUCAUGUCAAAACGCAAAAUUCAAGCCGACCAUGAUGAUUCCGACAGUGACUCGGAAGACACUCCGACGUUCAUCGAUGUAGAUUUCGACUUUUUCAACCUCAACCCAACGUUCGACUACCAUUCCAUCAAGCGUCUUCUCGAUCAGCUCUUCGGUGUAGAUGCUGAAGGUCUCAGCACACACGCCCUUGCGGACUUGGUGCUUUCACAGCCUGACAUAGGGACCACGAUCAAGACCGAUGGAGAGGACAGUGGCCCAUAUGCGUUCUUGAGUGUUUUGAAUAUCGGCGUACACAACGACAACGUGUCAAUAAAAUCGCUCGUAGAGUACAUUCUAGCAAAAUCGAAGGGAGACAAUGGCUUCCACGAAUCACUAUCGACGAUCCUGCGUGAUCCGCAGUGUCAAGUAGGACUCGUUCUAUGCGAAAGGUUGAUCAAUAUGCCUGUACCGGUGAUACCUCCCAUGUACCGCAUGCUCGUGGAUGAGAUCAAGGAUGCAGUUGAAGAGAAUGAACCAUUCAAUUUCACGCACCUGAUUUUCAUAUCGCGUGUAUACAAGCUUACCCCCGAUGAGGAGGACGCAAUGACUAUCGCACAACAACAAUCAGGGAAAGCAUCGAAACGACAAAAAUCUCAAAACACGAAUGGGGAAAACGAGAGAAGCGCGGACGGGGUAUAUCCGUUCCAUCCAGAGGAUGAGGAAAUUCGAAAGUUUGCCUCCCAUCAUCUGAUUUUUCCGUAUUCGAACGCACAGCCGCGCGACGCGGAAUCGUUUGGAUUAGACACGGCUGGGCGGUUGAUGCUUGUGCCAGCAGCACAGCUCACAGAGUUGGCAAGAGUGCUCGGGAAUGUAUUUCAGCCACCUGGAAAUGUGUAGACCAGCGGCAUGUUGUCAUGACGUGUUUGUACUGAUUUCCGAUAUAAACUGUUGUCGGUUGUAUCUUAUCUCUACCUCUUACCUCCAUGUCAAAUCUAACUCUCAUCUACAUUCCGUCUACCGUUUGAGCUUCUAGUGUUCUAC